GCCCGGUCCUUCUUUCCCUCCCCAGCCCCUUAGGAAGUAAAGUAGUCCUCCCUUCCUCUUUCUCUCUUUCCCCCUCAUUCUUCUGAUUUUACUCCCCAUUCACCUUCCACCUCCUCUCCCCCCUAAGAAGAAGGACAAGAUAACGUCACUGGGAGAGGCAGUAACCAUGAGCCCCAUCAGCUUCCAGAAGCCAGGAGGACACCCCCUCAUAUAGAUACAUGGAGGGCAUUAUUUUAUAAACAAUUGUUUUUUUUAUUUCAUUUUUUUAAUGGACCGGAUGAUCUCCAAAUGCAACAGUGAAACCUACAGCUUUGCAGGGGAGGUAGCUGUAUCCGGUUGGGUGGCAGGCGUAUCCACGGGGUACCAUGAAGUACUCUGGACCCCUGGAGAGCCAGAGACUGUCCUUUCUGUUAGAAAGGGCAGUCUCUAGAGAAGCCCAGAUGUGGAAGGUGUAUGUGCAUAAGACACCAGCCAAUCAGGAUGCAGUUAUUUCUCCGCAACAGCGGGAAGAGGUGAUCCACUGGUUGGCCGAACUGAAGCACCAGUUUCAUGUUUACCCAGAAACCCUUGCUCUGGCUAUAAGUAUUUUGGAUCGUUUUCUGGCCUCAGUUAAGGCCCAUCCAAAAUACUUGAGGUGCAUUGCAAUCAGCUGCUUUUACCUUGCUUCAAAAAUCGUUGAGGAGGAUGAACGGAUUCCUGUUCUCAAGGUCUUGACACAAGGUAGUUCCUGCGGCUGCUCUCCAUCUGAGGUUCUCAGGAUGGAGAGGAUUAUUCUGGACAAACUGAACUGGGACCUUCACAUGGCUACACCUUUGGAUUUCCUUCACAUUUUCCAUGCCAUGCUGCUGACCGCCAGCCCACAAUUGUUAGACAAUAUGUCGGAGGUGAACCCAUCACAGCAUGUCGCUCUGCUGACUCGCCAGCUCCUGCAGUGCAUAGCCGGUCACCAGCUUCUGCAGUUCAAGGGGUCUAUGCUGGCACUGGCUCUUCUCAGCUUAGACAUGGAAAAACUGCUUCCUGAUUGGCUUGCUCUUACUAUCAAACUGCUUCAAUCUGCACAGAUGGAUAGCACUCAGCUGUUUCUCUGUCGGGAAGAAGCAUCGCAGCACCUUUCUCUUCUGAAGGCUUCCUUGCCUCCCAACGCUGUAUAUGUCUACAGUCCCCUCAAGCGGACACUGGUGACCUGCAAUAGAGGAGAGUACCAAUUCCGUCCCUCCCCUGUCCCAGGCCCCAGUGUCCCCAACAAGGGCAAAAGCACACCGGGAUCUCUUAUGAAGGGAGCAAAUUACUUCUACCAGCGUCUGGCAGCUCCUGUAGCCUGCAAGCAGGCCUCCACUAAGAGAAAAGUGGAGCAGAUGGAAGUUGAUGACUUCUAUGACGGUAUCAAAAGGCUGUAUAAUGAAGAUGGCACUGUUGAGGUUGGGGGCAUGGAGAUUGCUGCAUGUAAUAGUGGUCUGUCCAGGCAAGAGGGCAGCAUAUCCCCUUGCCCCCAGUUGCAAGCAGUGUCUGUCAUGUAACAUCAAAACCACAUGCUAGAUUAGAUUCCCCUUGACACCUUCAGCUGUGGUGGGUUACCGCUGUCAAUGCAGUGCAUUGCAGAUCCCCUAAACAGGAAUAGUGUUCAAACCACACCAAUAGCUAUAAAGUGUAGUCAAAGGCCAUGCCCUACCAGCUCUGGGCAGAGGUCCACAAACUCUGCCUGAUUUCUCAUGCUGCUGAUUCUUGUUCCAUCUCUUGUCAUUUAAAUAAAACUUAAAAAAAAAUAUAUAAAUGAAAAAGAACAGAAAACAAAAAGUACAAAAAAAAUUACCAAAACAACCAAAAAUAUUGACAAAAAAAUUUAGAAUUGUUUAACCUCCUAGUGUUGUCAGUUCCAUUGUGUUCUGUGAGUAUAUCUACUGUAUCUUGACAUUUCCUUGUAAGCCCAUCUUAUCUUGUGUUCUAGACUUGUCCUUUUAGUAGAGACUCUUAUCUUCACUUAUGCAUUACCUCCCUUCAUUUUCAUCUAAUGCUGUUGCUUUCAUGUGAAAACUGACCUUACACUAAAGAGAUAUUCAUUGUUAUCAAAGUACCAGACAAAAUAGUAGCUAGGAAUUGACUUUUUCCAUUGUCAGUCCUAAGUGCUCCCGUCUUUUUGGCAUUAUGUGGGUUUAUAUAGGACAUCUACUAUACAAAAUAAUUGGUGUUUCAUUAGCUCUAGAAAUGGCGUCCUUGCUUUCAUUCCAAGCAUUGGGCCCUGCAGUUCUCUGCUUGUAGUGAGCCGACGAUACGUAUUCUUGCAGUCUAUGUGGCAUGAUUUUCCUUGCAGGUCUGCACCCACCAGAUCAUUUUCAAACACUUUACUGAUUAGGAAAUAUAUAUAUAAAAACAAAGAGAAAAAAAAUAUAUAUAGCUUUAAUUUGUACUUGCGUUCAGAAUGCAUCAUGAUACAACCAUGCCUGGUUUGGAGGAAUGUUGUUAGCAUAUUUUGCACUCAGAAGUUCCUUAUUUCCCCUGGGACAGUGUUAUAUAGAGUUCAUUAACUUCAGGAAAGAUGAAAUAGUUAGCAAUACCUAUUCUAUGUCCCAGCAUGCAUCUUUAUUCUUUAUGUAAAACUGUCUUUCACAACAACCUACUUUAGAGAUCACUGCUUUAUCUGGAGAGGCACGGCCGAUGGAAUCUAACUCCCAUGUAAGUUUGUCCUGGUUGCAAUAAAGUAAAUUGCCCUAAA
Molecule: messenger RNA, 2710 nt
Organism: Hyla sarda
Lineage: Eukaryota; Metazoa; Chordata; Amphibia; Anura; Hylidae
Gene: CCNI
Product: cyclin I
Exons: 7
Coding region: 366-1517 (383 amino acids)
Biological process (GO): mitotic cell cycle phase transition; regulation of cyclin-dependent protein serine/threonine kinase activity
Cellular component (GO): cytoplasm; cyclin-dependent protein kinase holoenzyme complex; nucleus
Molecular function (GO): cyclin-dependent protein serine/threonine kinase regulator activity
Source: RefSeq, a predicted model, not a curated record